CUUCGGGGCUGAGUUUCCUGGGUCAGGAGGAGAAAACGAUGAGCAUCAAAAGCCUGGAAGUGAAAGGGGGGGCCGGGAAGCAGGACGGAGGGGAGGAGGGUCUGGAACAAGAAGACGGCCCACUGUCUGCCCCCAGGAGUGAGAGGCAGGUGAUCUGGGAGCACUCCUCAGAGCCCCGGAGAAUCUCCGUGCUGCCCCUGUGGUGGAGGAUCACGCACAGCUCCCGCUGGAUAGCGCAGGUGCUGGCCUCCGAGCUCAGCCUGCUGGCCUUCAUCCUGCUGCUGGUCAUGGUCUUCUCCGAGAAGUGGCUGUGCCUGUCCCGGAGCCGCUUCUACCAGCGCUGGCCCCCCAGCGUCAGCACGAGAAUCUACACGUCGGCUCAUGUCAUGUCCCUGGGGCUCCUGCGGAUCUGCAGAUCCAAGAACUGUUCCAGCUCAGAAAACGGAAGAGAUGGUUUUAAGCUGUGGGCAAACCACCCCGUCUUUGGCAUGGCCCGGAUAACCUUCUGCCUGACCCUGGGGCUGGGCUUUGUCUUCACCAUCUGGUUGCACCUGCCGUAUGUACCCGGCCUGCAGCGACUGCCUUUCUUUAGCUGGAUCGGGACCAUGAUGAGCUUCUGUGAAGUUACCUUUAUUUUCUUCACCCUCCUGUUAUUCCCUAUUAACCUCUGGAUCUUUGAGCUGAAGAAGAAUGUGUCCAUCCCCAUCGGCUGGAGCUAUUUCAUAGGCUGGCUGGUGUUUGUCCUGUAUGUCACCUGCGCGGCCCUCUGUCACUUCAACCACAAACACUUCUGGAGCGUGAUUACGAGCAGUCCCAGAGGCAUCGCGCUGUGCGGCAAGGAUGCCUGCUCCGUGCAGAACUUUCAGAGUGAGCUGGUGGUCUCACCCGCCUGUGCCCACCAGGAGGAGGUCCCGGAUCCCUAGCCAAAGAAGCCACCUCCCUAACCUGUUCCGAAUUCCCCUCUCCUCACCCUUUCUGGCUCGGACUUAGGGGGGAUUUGGGGAUGGCCUUGCCCUUGUCCGCCAGCUGCCGCCUGCGGACAGCCUGGGGGACGCGGAAUAAACGGUCUCUUGCUUA
Hyaena hyaena (striped hyena) is the source of this 1077-nucleotide messenger RNA. It is a transcript of the gene ODF4, whose product is annotated as outer dense fiber of sperm tails 4. The record is from RefSeq and is a predicted model, not a curated record. Gene Ontology annotation, cellular component: plasma membrane. The transcript has 4 exons. Lineage: Eukaryota; Metazoa; Chordata; Mammalia; Carnivora; Hyaenidae. Bases 39 to 923 code for a protein of 294 amino acids.